AUGGAAUGCCCUGGUGGUGCCCGUGACUAUAGAAGUGGCAGCUUCAUUACCUGCACUGUUCUCACGACGCUGACCUUGGUGGUUCUGUUUGCCACCACAGGAGUGGACGACGUGCUGAUGCAUUGUCAGCCUAUUUGUCCAGGACCGAAUUGCGGGUCGAUUUGCAGCUACCUCACGGAAUAUCGGGGAGUGGACAAAGCGAUCUAUCUCAUUUUGAGGGUGGCCAUAAUCCUUUGCAUCGUCUCGGCCAUCUCUUGUGGAUGUUUCAAGGAGGUGCUGCAGAUACCCCGCUGCCCGGAUGACUGCAACACUAGAUAUGUUCUUUUUGGACGGCCUUGCUUUGUUGCCGGCCUGUUGCUACUCAUCCUAUUUGUUUAUUGGCUGAUCGCGGUGGGGAGAACCACGCUAUCGUCCACAAACAGCAGCGCGAUUUUCGUCUAUAUCUUCGCUUUGGCAUGGCUGGCAAUCCCCUUGGUUUGCUGUGGCUUAGCGCGUUUGCUGGUACCGGAAGAGAAGGCAGAGAAAGGCGACGAAGAUCAGUCCUUGAUCUCCUCCCGUGAUGCGCGGGUUGCUCCCUGA
Messenger RNA from Durusdinium trenchii, 579 nucleotides. The record is from the annotation of a GenBank genome assembly. Lineage: Eukaryota; Dinophyceae; Suessiales; Symbiodiniaceae.